UCCAUGACAACUAAUGGUUAAACAAUGAGCAAACUAUGUGGAAAAAUAAUGGUUUAUCGUCUUUUCUGAUAUUUUUUUUUUGAAAUUUGUAUUCCAAGUAUGUGAUACAAACUGAAAACGCACAAGAAAUAGGUUACUUCAAAAUAAAGAAUUUCGAAAUCAAUGUUGAAAUAUGCCAAUAUGUCAGACACGUUUGGAACAACUUCAAGUCUUGAAACUUUUUCAAUCCGUUCGAGAGGAAAAUAAAACACAAAUUGAAAAGCUAGCUACAAAUGGUGUCCCUGACUUGAUCAAUUACUCAGAACCUGAAAAUGGUGAUACUGCAUUGCACAUUGCUGCUUGCAAAAAUAACAAAGACAUGAUCAUGUUCCUAUUUGAUAUGGGAGCUAACCCAAAUGUCCUUAAUAAACAACAUGAAACACCUGCUAUGAAGGCAGCAGAAUAUGGUCAUAUUCAAUCUUUGGAAGUGUUGGCUCAAGCUGGCUCAGAUAUGACAGUUUAUAAUAUCGACGGUAAAGGAAUUCUAUUUUACUGCCUGACAUCAACACGCCACUUAACUGCCUUAAAAAUGGCAUUAGAACAUGGUGCUGAAGUGAAUAAUGUGACAAAUGAUGGAGUGCCUCUCUUAGUGAAAGCUGCAGAAGAUGGUCUUGAGGAAUUUGUUGUGGACUUGUUAGAAGCUGGUGCUGAUCCAAAUAGCAAACAUCUGAAAACGUCAUUUUCAGCAUUGCACGCUGCCGCACUAUCAGGAAGUGUAGAAUGUUCAAGGUCAAUUCUUGAAGCAGGUGCAAAUGUGGAUGUCUUAGAUGAAAAAAACAUCCAUGCCUCCCAUCUUGCAACAGAGCAAGGUCACCUUGAUGUUAUCAGAUUACUUGCAUCAUAUGGAGCUGAUCUUGGUAAAAUCAACAGACAGGGAAACCCUCUUCAUAUUGCUGCUAUGAAAGGAUAUGGCCAGAUUUGUAAAUUUCUUGCACAGAGAGGUUGCUCCUCUUUUAAAAACAAGGAAGGAAAGCUUGCAAGAAUAAUUGCUAAAGAGAACGAGCAUAAGGAAGCAAUGAAAGAAUGCAAGAAAGCAGAAAAAGCUGAGGCAAAAGGGAGAGGCAGUAAGCCUGGGACUGAGCCAUAUGCUAUCAGACUUUAUGAUUGGAUGAUGGAGCAACAAGAGAAGAUACUAGAUUUGUUUUAUAAGUUUGAUGUUGAAAAUGAAGGUGGUAGUCGUUCAGGAAAACUGAGCAAAGAUAAUUUGAUGACAUGUUUACUAACAUUAGGUGCACCUAUUGACAAUGAAUUAUUGAAAAAGAUAAUUGAUAUUCAUGAUCCCAAUAGAACAGACUCUAUUGACUGUUCUAUCUUUCUAACGGGUAAAAAAUUUGUAAACAAGUUGUAUCAAGUUGGAGCAGUGAAGAAAAAGAAAAAGAAAGGAGGUGGAAAAAGGGGGAAAAGAAAAAAAGGCAAGACCAAAGUUCCUUUGCCUAUAUGCACAGCUCCAGAAGGUCCAAGAAACAAAAAUGGUGGUCCACCAUCUCAAUAUAUAGAGCAAUGCACACUUUUUACUGAUGAGACAAGAUUUAAUCGAGAUCACCCUCCUGACCACCCUAUACAUGAUGACUCUGCUUGGUAUCUUAAUUCACCAGACCCAAUCUAUGUAAGUCUUGGGGAUGCUGUGAAGUUUGGUGAUUUAGAAUCGAUCAAAUUUGCGAUCAACAACUAUGGCACUCCUGUCGAUCAAAGAGACAAGUAUUACAAGACCCCACUGAUGACUGCUUGUCAAUAUGGCAAAAUCAAAGUAACCCAAGCUCUACUAAACAUGGGCGCUGAUUUAAAAUCAAAAGAUAAUUUCUUUUGGACACCCCUUCAUCACGCAUGUCACUGUGGUCAGCUUGACGUUGUUCAACUACUCGUCGAUUCCGGUGCAGACAUUGAUGCUCAGGCAAUCAAUGGAGGAACACCGCUUAUGAGAUCAAUUGAAAGUUCAAAACUAGAUGUUGUAUGCUAUUUAAUUUCAAAAGGCGCCAAAGUUCAGCUGGAAAACAAGAAAGGUGACACGGCAUUAGAUAUAGCGAAGGCGUACGCUGAUCCAAGAGUCAUUGAAGUUGUUCAAAAACGUUGGGAUGAGAUUCCACCUCCAGUUGACAAGAACAAAAAAGGGAAAAAAGGGAAAAAAGGUGGUGGUAGCUCGGCUAAGAAGAAAACAGUGAAGUCUGCCAGUAAUAAAAAGAGUAAAACUGACACUUCUUGUUCAUCACAAGAUAAGGAAGAAAGUAAAGUGGAAAAAGAUCUUCCUCCCUUACUUCCCAAGUCCUCCGUACUGCGAGCGGCAUCUGCUUUGGGUAUUGAUGGAGAACAAGUCAGAUCUAUAGCAUUUAUACCACAUAAAGCCUGGAUACCUCAGACAACAACGGAGGAUCUGUUGCGUGAACGUGAAACGCGAAGAUUACGAUACGGUUAUGAAAUAGAUUUUCCAGAGUAUAAACCACCAUUUCAGAAAAACAUCGACAUUCGCGUAAAAGAAUUAGAGAAACAAGAUAGCUGACCGUUGUUCAACUUCUUUCAGACCGUUGAUGUGUAGAAUGGCACGUUCUAUCAUUACAGUCAAACGAACAGACCUGUGGAAGAAAGAGGCUGUUCAAGCAGACGUUAUUCACGUCCUUUGCUUUUCAUUGGUUAUACUUGUUGUUUAGGAAAAGCCGCGUUAGACUUUAUUGACUUUUGUUGAUAUUUAAAUAUUAUAUUGAGUAUUAAACUUAUUUUAUACUUUUC
Molecule: messenger RNA, 2760 nt
Organism: Xenia sp. Carnegie-2017
Lineage: Eukaryota; Metazoa; Cnidaria; Anthozoa; Malacalcyonacea; Xeniidae
Product: ankyrin repeat and EF-hand domain-containing protein 1-like
Molecular function (GO): protein binding
Source: RefSeq, a predicted model, not a curated record